This is a messenger RNA of Acromyrmex echinatior (Panamanian leafcutter ant), 3238 nucleotides long. Its product is annotated as neprilysin-1. Lineage: Eukaryota; Metazoa; Arthropoda; Insecta; Hymenoptera; Formicidae. Gene Ontology annotation, molecular function: metalloendopeptidase activity. Gene Ontology annotation, biological process: protein processing. Gene Ontology annotation, cellular component: plasma membrane. The record is from RefSeq and is a predicted model, not a curated record.
AAAUAUAUUUUGCGUUGCAGUAUGUUGCGUUGCGUUUGUUUAAACAAUAUUUUAGCACGCAAGUAUGUUUAAAGACAGAAAAGGAUGACGAAGAAAAAACAGAGUGGGAUUUACGGGGAGGAAAGAAAGGGGUGGGAAUGGGGUAGUCAGUGGGAGUGGGUUUCGUUCCGUUCGAGUUCAGUCCGACAGUCCGCGUGUCACUGUAAACUUGGAGAACGGAGCCGUAUAUUGCAUUUAUUAAAAUUUGCCAAACCGUGCCAUUGAGAUCGUAGUAACGUCGUCGAAACGUCGAUCCUUAUCGACUGAAUUUUGCACGACGCGUUAAGCACGUCAUGUGCACGUCCUAUUUAUUCGAAUCUAACAGUAGCCCGAUCGGAACUAAAAUUCAAAGAAACGCGGCGAGUUUGUGCAAAGUUGCAAAUUUCAAUCGGUGCGUCUUGUCCUCCCCGAAAAUUCACCCCCGAGACAUGUUGCUGGUGGAGUCGUGGUUCACUCGGUGAGAGCUGGUGCCGUUACAUUCUCAUCACUCAACCGUCAUCCCCGUGCCGACGGGGUGUCUGGGGGGGGUGAAACAACGGUCACCCUCGAGGCGGGUUCGGGAUUUAGGGACAGGACGUACGGUGGGACCCGGCAAAUGUGGCUCUGUGCACGGAUGAAGCCUGUGUCAGAGAACGAGAUGGACCUGAGGGUGUUUGCGACACGGAUGUUUGCGUGGAAGCCUCGAAGAGGAUCUUAACGUCUAUGAAACGUGGCGUCGAUCCUUGCAAAGAUUUUUACAAGUUCGCUUGCGGUGGUUUUCGCGAUCAGCAGCCCUAUCAACCGAGUGCAAGCUUCAAUAUACUCCAGGCGCAAAUCGACGAGCGUAUACACAAAACGCUGACAAACGAGACGGGACAAAUGAUCGUUGCCUUCGAGAAGCUUGGGCAGUUUUACGAUACUUGUCGGGACUUUAAGAAGAAACCCGUAAAUUUUACACCCGUUUACGAACUGUUGAAUAAAUUUGGUGGCUAUCUAUCGCCGAAAAGCGUGGUGCCGACUGAUAUCACUCCUCUAAUCUCUGCAUUGCUAAAAGUAAACGGCGCGCCCUUCUUCGACUUAUACGUCGACAUAGAUCUUUACGAUCGCACAAAGUCAUCUGUAUAUCUUGAUUUUCCUGUCAAGCACCAGAAUUAUAAAUUUCUCGCAGAGGACCAGAAAAACAGAGACGUACAAAGAUCGCGUAGAAUUCGAGAGAUUGUCCAAGGGUUCUUGCCAAAAAAUAUGGAUCCUGAGGAACGAUCGUCGGAAACGGAUCUGCUUUUGCAAUUUUGCUUAUCGCUUGAAAAGAUUUAUCCAAAGCACAAAGAUUUGUACAAUUGGGUGGACGUUGAACAGAGGGUAUACGUCGCUUACAACGUUACUUAUCUCCAAGAAAACUUUGGUUAUAUAAGAUGGAGAUCGCUACUGAACGCUACGUUACCCUACCGUGUAAACGGCGUCGAUCUAAACGGCGGUAAUAAUGACACGAAUAGCGUACAACGACCGCCGACGUACGUCGCAUCCGAGGACCAGCAGAUUUAUGUCUACAUUACGGCACCGCGUUACUUUCGCAGCCUUGGCAAGCUAUUGAGUCGCUCCUCCAGACGGAUUAUUCAUAACGGACUGCUGUUGCUCUAUGCGGAUACAUUGCACGACAUCAUAAACGUCACCGCCGUCAAAGAUUGGGAAGACUCCUGCUACAGACUGACCAAAAGCAUCUUCAGCGAGGCGGUCAGUGUGCUCUACGUGCGACAGUACACUCCAAAGUACUUAGAAACUCUGGUCAACAGGGUGACCGCGCUGUUUGAACGCGUGAAGGAAACGAUAGCCGAGCGGAUAUUAGUGAAAUCGUGGUUGGACGAUGAAACCAGGACGCAAGCAUUGCAGAAGUUAAAUUCCUUACAAGGUCGAUUUCAUGUGUCGCCAGAUUUUUACAACGACUCCUUGCUAACGCGUGAAAUGGCCGAGGUUGUAAUCGACUCGGAUGAUUUUAUUACCACCGUCCUGAACAGAUUCCGUCAACUCCAAAGAUCAAAAGAUCAAAGCCCGUUACGAAAAAACGCGAUAAUGAGGAAUCACUACCCUUACUCCGUGAAUGCCUAUUACGAAUCCUCCACAAAUACCAUCGAAAUCCCAUUGGCGAUGAUGACAUCCUGGGCAUGGUCGUGGGACGGUGGUCCAGCUUUUGCUGUACACGCUACGUUAGGAUCGGUCAUCGCCCACGAGAUUCUCCAUGCUUUCGAUUUUCAUCGCCGUAAACUGCCCAUGGAGUCAGAUCGGAACAUCGACGAAUGGCUUCGCGUCACGGCAGACUCUUGGAAACGAUUGGAGACCAAAAUAGAAUGUGUCGCGCGACUUUACGCCAGGAGCUUUUGGCGGAAGGUCCAAUCUUAUGGGAAUGACGUUGCUGUGCAGUUUGAUUGGAACAUGACAAAAAACGAGAACGUCGCGGAUAUUGGUGCUCUGCAAAUUGCCCACAAGACUUGGCACAUUUUGACAAACGGGAAGGAUCGGAGCCUUCCCGGAUUGGAGGGACUCCGACCGAGUCAGCUCUUCUUCAUAAGUGCCGCACAGGUAUACUGUGUUAAUACGACUCUCGAGGCCUACGUCUUCUCCGUUGAAUUCGACUAUCACGCUUCUCAUCCUGAAAGAGUCAACAGUGUAAUGAUGAAUUCUCAGGCAUUCGUAGAGGCGUUUCGCUGUCCACUCGGAACAAAAAUGAAUCCCCCGAAUAAAUGCACUGUUUGGUGAUAGUAACACGUUGGUCGAUAUACGAAAUAUAUAUCGAUUGUGUAGCAGGCUGUUCUUAUAUAUACUUCGCUUUAUUUUAUUUCACAAUUACAAUAUCGUAAGAUCACUUCAGGAUCAUAUUUCGCAGCAAGAAUUAAUGCUACAGGGAUAGACAUUUGCCCCUUUUUAUGUGAAAACUAGACUAUAAUAACACUUAAUUCAUAAAAGGCCAUAAUUGCAAUAUAAACAGUUUAAUAUUACAAUUUUCCUUUCUUUGAAAAAAGUAUCAGCUUAAUUCUAGAAUUAUUAAAUAAUUCUUGUUGAUCUUACACUUGAAAAAUUCCCUUCAUGAAUUCUUGCCUUAUAAAUUAGAUUUAAGAUAAAAGAAAGUAAAGUAUGUUCUGGCACUCGUUCGUUUUUUGAAGCUGUGGAGGAUCUAAAAAUAUAGUACAAGUAAAUUCUAAAAUAAAAUAAAAUAAAAUAUAUUGUU